AUGACUGCUCAGUAUGCUCAGCAGGUUCGCGAAACUACUCCACCUCAGGCUGCUCGCACUCCACUACCAAGAUACUAUGCUGGACGAAAGAACCUGCAACGCAUCCGCGACUCAACAGUCCCCUCAACCUCCCUCGAGAACCCUCACUCUUCCGAAUCUGUCUACAGCGAUGAGAAAUCCAUCUUCAAUGCAAUCAGAGUGACCACGCCGAACGAGGAGUCCCACGGCCAUGACUAUCCCUACGACAUGGGCCAUAUCAUGGAACGAGGUCUCGCAGCCAACAUAGCCAUGCUAAUUCCACCUGAGUCUUCUCAAGAUGGCGGCUCCACUGCUCAGCACCGACAAAAUCAAAAUUCAAGACCACGAUUAGACAAGACCGCAUGGCGAAGCCAGUUAUUGUCCGAGCAAGACGCUCAUCAUAAGUUGCAGCUGGGCUCAGCUCCAUUAGACAAGAUGCACAACCAGUCUUCAAUGAGUAAAAGUCACCGCAAAGCCAUCUCGCUAGAUGCAUGUGCCACGCACCGUCCCUAUCCUAGCCCUCGUUGGCUGGUAUCGAGUAUCCCAGCGGCUGUCACGUCUGUUCAACCGAAGUACCCUCCUCCAGAAAGGGUACUCACGCCUCCAGGUCUUCCUUCAUUCAAUACCCCGGAAGCAAUGUAUUGCUCUGCCCAAUUCAUGGUCGGACACACGGCUGCAUCGCAGAAUCAGCGCGGGACAAAUACUUCAAACGGCUAUCGUUCGAUAUCUUAUGGAGGGGCUAUUCGCAGAUUCUUGGGCCUGCCAUCUACCAAUGACUCCUCCGCUAACAACGGCAUUGUUGGUAUCGGGCGAGCUCCAGAUGGAACGAUCGUUCAAGGUAGGUUCCUCUAUCGUCAGAGUGGCCAUGGCACAAAUCAGACAAGAAAUAUGCACGAUCACCCAUUUCAUCGGAGUAAUCUUCCCACUGCUUCAUCUCAGCCAGCCCCAGAGAGUAUCAGGAAUGAAAGUGAAAGAGCCCGGGAAGGCGAGGAGCCCGCAAAAAGUACAAUUGCCCGAAGUUCUCAUCGGAAAAGAAAUAAUACGCACUUGGGGCUCUCGUUACUUGGUCGACCUCUUACUGCACGAAUCGAUGAGUUGUAUCAUAGGGCCAUUGCAGGUCCUAGUCAAAGAACAUACGCUCAACCGGUUCCAGACUGUAUGAUAUCUCCACUUCAGCUACCGCAGGCUCAAUACAGUUUCUCACAAACACAACCUGAUUCCCAGGUUCAAGUUGGUGAUGGAGCGCUGGAAUCGUGUGGAUUCAGAUUUUCUGAUCUUUUUGGCUGGCUUCCCAUUCGUAUAUAUCUUUGCUGCUGUGCUAAAGGUCCUUCCCCUUGUUUUAUUGAUGAGAACAACGAAGAUGACGACUCUGAAGGCCCGCUUGAAGCUAUUGUUUCCAGGGAGACAUAUGCCACUGCUCGAACUCGGAUAUCUGGGCUGGAUGGUGGAAAUGCAUUGAUUGGUGAUGGUAAUUGCAUUGUUCAAGAGCAUGUGGUUGGCUCUGCGUCUGUUUCAUCAUAG
Molecule: messenger RNA, 1539 nt
Organism: Penicillium angulare
Lineage: Eukaryota; Fungi; Ascomycota; Eurotiomycetes; Eurotiales; Aspergillaceae
Exons: 1
Coding region: 1-1539 (512 amino acids)
Source: RefSeq, a predicted model, not a curated record